Pseudocercospora fijiensis CIRAD86 is the source of this 276-nucleotide messenger RNA. RefSeq lists its product as uncharacterized. Lineage: Eukaryota; Fungi; Ascomycota; Dothideomycetes; Mycosphaerellales; Mycosphaerellaceae. The coding region runs from base 1 to 276 and encodes 91 amino acids. The record is from RefSeq and is a predicted model, not a curated record. The transcript is spliced from 4 exons.
AUGGACCAAAUCCCCGCGAUCAGCGGGUGGAAUACCCGUGGGCCUCCUUGCAUUCGCGUUCCACUCACUACUGUAACGAACGGCGCUAAGGAGUACCUUGCACAUUUCCUCCCAUCGCUCCUUCGACACACCGACACCCUCUUUCCUCCUCGCGACUCGGCCCGGAUCGACGUCGCGCAUUCACGUCAGCUCGUCAACCUGAGACCCUGGCCCGGUUGUAGCGCAUUCAGAAAUUCAGAUUCGAUGCGCCGCGCGCCCAAACUCAGCCUGAUCUGA